This is a messenger RNA of Staurois parvus, 309 nucleotides long. The record is from the annotation of a GenBank genome assembly. NCBI's taxonomy places the organism in Eukaryota, Metazoa, Chordata, Amphibia, Anura, Ranidae.
AAUGUUUUCCUAUGUGUCCAUGUACACAUCAUCGUUUACAGGCAGUUGAGUUUACAGUCGGUUUUUGAACGCACCAAACUUGCAUUCAGGAGUAGAUUUUAUAAAUGUUUCGUGCAAACCGCACUUUAUCAAAGGGGUAUCAGUGUUUAUAAGCGUUUGCGUUUGGAAUUUUUUUUUAACUCUUUCAUUUCAAGAUGCUGUCCAGAGCCUUUUUUCAUCAUGAAAAAUGAAUGCAAAGCGUUUUCCCGGUACUCAAAUGGACCCGGUACACCAUACUUUGAGGUUUCACAUGAAAGAAAAUAUGUUAGA